Mucor mucedo is the source of this 1526-nucleotide messenger RNA. RefSeq lists its product as uncharacterized. Lineage: Eukaryota; Fungi; Mucoromycota; Mucoromycetes; Mucorales; Mucoraceae. The transcript has 8 exons. Bases 301 to 1455 code for a protein of 384 amino acids. The record is from RefSeq and is a predicted model, not a curated record.
GUUGGUGUUUAACACUAUCUUCAUAAAAGAAAAUUAUCGUGAGAAGAUUUUCUAUUUUCUCAGGAUAUCGGUAAUACUACGGCUGCGGCUAGUCUUGGCUAUACGACGGAGGCCUCCCGGGUCUGACUCCCACCUUUAAGCUGGGAUCGAUCUGUAGGCGGUAUCCAAGAUCUGCCUUUAUCCUUUUGGCUUUUUUUUUAUUUAUCAAGUCGUAACCUUACCUGGCUAUCGCCUAAAUAAAAGAAGCCUUACAAAAGGACGGCUUUUUUUAGCGCCGAUCAGCAGCGAUGCCGUAAGCGCAUGUUGGCAGCUACGCCAUUAGCGCAAGUUAAUGGCGAUGUCGUUUGCGCGAUGUUUUUGACAAAACAAUUCUGGAGAGAAGGUCGCUUCUCUUUCUUGAGGCAUUGUUCCUCUAACGUUGCCUCCAGAAUCAUUAGCCAACUGUCCUGUAAGGACAUCACUUACGAGGAUUUGAAUCUACCAUGUAGCAAUCUUUUCUCUGUUGUCAACGACAACAGAAGUCUGAAGAAGGCUCUAAUGAACGUAGAAUCAUACGAAGAUGCUGAAGAUGAUGAUGAAAAUGUCAAGGACAUUUAUAAAUAUAUCUUGAAAAUGCAUUUAAAAAAGAGCUUCUAUUUCCAUACGGACAGAAUCAAGAUGUACUCUGAACAAGACUUCAUCAUUAAGUUUUGGGCCUAUGCUUUCGAAACAUUCUUUGGUGAUAACCAAAAUCUGUUUAUUCAUUGGGGCGACACAACUCCAAAAAGUUGUGCCCAAAAUAAUUUAAUUAUAAGGCUUGAUAUGCGUAUGAUGAUGAUGAAAAAUGGAAAGUUUUUAAUGGAUACGGCCAAUUGCGAGUACGCUGCCAAAAUCAAUAGUAGUAAGCUGUACAAAGACAGGCUGAAACUUGUUCUGAGCGGGUAUACUUACAUCAAGAACAUAAUCAAUUCAUGUCCCCAUCUCGAUCAAGGUGAUAUUUUGUCCAUCAAGAUUCCAUACCUACAGAUCAUGGGUUUCAAGGCUGUCGUUUCCAUCGUCCGAAUUCAAGAUAAGGGUUUGCUUGUCACAGAGGAUUUGAUGAGAUUCACCUUUCCUUUUACGAAAAAACAAAUUCGCACAGGCGCAAUUACACAACUCAUCAAGGCUUUUUCACUAAUCAAGCAUUUGUUGAGCAAUCUGGAAAACAUCAUCGAGGAAGGAAAGAUUGAUGACGAUAAUGACCUGAUGAAAAUUAUAACGGAUGAAAGCACUAAAAAGAUAAAAUCCGAUCUUAAGCUCUGGGUUGAAGAUAUCGUAUCCGAAGCCAAUGGAGAUGAGGAAGAGGAGGAAGAGGAGGAAGAGGAGGAAGAGGAGGAAGCUCUUCGAUUUUUAAUUUUUCUUCUAAAUAAUGUAAAGAUCCAGCCUGCGGUCUCGUGUUACAACAAAAACCGCUUAUCUAUUUCAAACAUGUGGUGACACAAGCUCUUCAUAAUAAUAUAAAUAUCCCUUACUUUUCUACAAAUAAAUCCUCAGACUUCUUUUAUCUC